AUGGAUGAAAUUUAUACGUUGGCAGAAAAGCACCUAGCGGAUCGUGAUUUGCCGAGUGAUGAUGAAUCUCUACUCGCAUAUAAUGGUCCAGCUGUAGAAGUGACAAAUGCAGUUGCACUACUGUUAAAGAAACGUUUCACAAUACGAUCUGCAUUCACUGCAUACCGACGCAUGCGCAGUCUUCAAAUUGCUGACGAAUAUAAGGGGGAAAAUUUGGAUCGAGCCAAUUUCAGCUAUGCCAUAUCGUCCUUGCAUAACAAAGUGGAAAGUAUCCUACAAGAGCAAAACGAUGACUUUGGUAAAAAUCCAGAGCAGAAGCGGGGUGUGGUGGAUUCUGUACGAGCUUUCAUUUCGGAAGAAUUUCAGUUCAGAUUCAGACAUCUGGAGAUGUUGCAAUCAGAAGAAGCGGACCUGAACUUGCCGAUUUUGAGCGAAAAAUGUCAAUCAUCAGAGAUCAAUGGAACUGAUUCGAAUGUGACUCUGGAGUCGGCGAAAACUCGUAAACGAUCUGGAAAUGCUAUCGAUCAAGGAAAAAGCGGACAGCAGACUCGUUCAUCAACUCGUAAACGUUCUCAGAAACGUAUCAGCUCACCGUCACCUGAAUUACAGCGUUCCCAAUCUGUAAGAAGCCGACGAUCCUCCAGAUCGUCACGCUUCUCCAGAACUAAUCGAGAAUCAAGGAUCAUCGCGCACGAUGAAUCCCAAACACCUGCCUAUUCUUAUUCGUCGCCUCAUAAUAAUAGUACUGAUCAGUUUGUGUCACCGAGUUCUUCUUUUGAACUGAGCCACAACGGAAAAAAAUCUGUGCAUGUGAUGGCCGGUGAUUCUGUUAUGCCAGAUCCUUCUAGUUCAGAAUCGGUCGUGGCGUCAAAUCGCGAAACUACGGCUGCUCCGACAAGAAGACAGUCACAAAAGCGGAUUUUGCAGUCGAAGCGAAGGGUCAGCGUUGCAUCAUCGCCAAAGAAACGCCGAAAUUCAUCGACCAGUAACAUUCAGGAUCAAGUCCGGGAAGCUAGCGAAUCGGCUGUUCAUAAAAUCUUACAAAUGUUAAGCACUGAAGGUAUGUGGACUUCGGACAGUCAGGUUCAGUUGUCUAAACGGUGCAAGGUUGACAGAUCAGUGACGAGUGAGAAGAGUGCUGUUGUUCAGUUGAAAACAGGCAUUAUUUCACCUCAAGGAGCUCAUGAUACGAGCAAUGAAUAUGAGUUGGAGAAACGAGUGAGUGAAUUGUUGAGUGUGAUAAGCAAGUUGGAAGAAGCGAAACGAGAUUGUGAAACGGAGCUGAGAUCGGCGAUCAGGCAGCUGAGUAAUGCUAAAGCUGAAAUUAAACGUUUGAAUGAUCUCAAUGCUGAACUCAGUAAACAAGAAGUAGCAAUAAAACGUAACGGUGAAUAUACGGAUGAGCUAAAAGCAUGUUUAUGCCAUUUGAAGAAGGCUGGUGUACCGGACACGAAAUGUGGCGAAGUGAUCAUAUCAGUUGGUGUGCUUCUGGGCCGCAGAGUUGUUGCAGAUGAUAGCAAUGAUUAA
This is a messenger RNA of Anisakis simplex (herring worm), 1527 nucleotides long. The record is from the annotation of a GenBank genome assembly. NCBI's taxonomy places the organism in Eukaryota, Metazoa, Nematoda, Chromadorea, Rhabditida, Anisakidae.